Molecule: messenger RNA, 461 nt
Organism: Rhipicephalus microplus (southern cattle tick)
Lineage: Eukaryota; Metazoa; Arthropoda; Arachnida; Ixodida; Ixodidae
Product: endothelin-converting enzyme 1-like
Biological process (GO): protein processing
Cellular component (GO): plasma membrane
Molecular function (GO): metalloendopeptidase activity
Source: RefSeq, a predicted model, not a curated record
CCAAGGUGAGACAAUGGCACCAAGGCCGAGUGACAAGGUGUUCGACACUUUCAAGCAGCGCAUUCUGGGUUGCCUGCCGGGAAAUACAAGCAUCUUUCCCGAGGUUCCAGCAAUUGAAGUGGCCUACGAAGCUUUCAAGCAGCACCAAGAAGAGCACGACCCCCAACUAUCAGAGGAGUUAACGGAAGAGAAGGUAUUCUUCAUUACUGCCUGCCUCUCAAGUUGUGCCAAGACACCUACUGACAACCUCUACGGCGGGGACUGUAACAAGGCGAUGAUGAACUUCGCACCGUUUGCCGAAGCCUUCGGUUGUCCAGCGGGCUCCAAGAUGAAUCCGGCUGAAAAAUGCACGUUUUACGAUUGACAUUGGUAACCAAACGUAUGAUGUGUUGAUACAGUGUUGUUUUUUUACUGUCUUGUGUAUAAGUCAUAAGUACCGCUUGUUUAUGGUUUGGUAAUGA